Messenger RNA from Camellia sinensis, 1724 nucleotides. RefSeq names its product Transducin/WD40 repeat-like superfamily protein. Gene Ontology annotation, biological process: ribosome biogenesis. Gene Ontology annotation, molecular function: protein binding. Lineage: Eukaryota; Viridiplantae; Streptophyta; Magnoliopsida; Ericales; Theaceae. The record is from RefSeq and is a predicted model, not a curated record.
GAGUUUUGUUUUCUCUCUCUCUGUUCUCUGUGUGUGUGUGUGUGUAGAGAGAGAGAGAGAGAGAUGGAUAUCAAUGGAGAUGUUGAAGAGUUUUCAAGGCGAAUCCAAGUCCGCUUCGUCACAAAACUCCAGGCUCCUUUUAAGGUUCCAAGCACUUCCAUUGCUAUUCCUUCUAAUCUCACUCGCAUGGGCCUCUCCGCAAUUCUCAACAACCUUCUUCAAGCUGGAAAUGCUGAUUGGAAAACUGAACCAUUUGAUUUUCUGAUCAAUGGAGAGCUAGUUCGGAUGUCGCUUGAAGAAUUUCUACUCGCCAAGGGCAUUUCUGCGGAGAAAAUAUUAGAAAUUGAAUACAUAAAAGCUGUGGCCCCACGAAAAGAAGAAGAACCUUCUUUACAUGAUGAUUGGGUCAGUGCUGUUGAUGGCUCAAAUCCUGGGCUCAUUCUGACUGGGUGCUAUGAUGGUCUAGGAAGGGUAUGGAAAGCUGCUGGGUUGUGUUCACAUGUAUUAGAGGGACACAGUGAUGCAGUAACUUCCGUUAGUGUCAUUAAGCCAAAAGGCAUGGAAAGCAGUACUGAUGUAUCUGUAGCCACUGCUUCUAAAGAUAGGACAUUAAGGCUGUGGAAGUUUGGUGUAGAUAAAUCCUUUGAUCAUCCUACAAAGAUUAGAGCUUAUAAAAUUUUGCGUGGGCAUAAUGCGUCUGUACAGUGUGUUGCAGCACAGCCUGCAGGAGAUAUGGUGUGUUCAGGUUCUUGGGACUGCAGAAUCAAGUUGUGGCAGACAAAUGAACUUGAUAAAGGAGGUGACAGUGUGUCAAUUAAGAAGAGAAAAAUGGACAGUGAAGAUGAGGAAUCUCAAUCAGAGGGAGAGGCCGUCUCUACACUCGUGGGUCAUACACAAUGUGUGUCUUCUGUGGUUUGGCCGCAACAGGAAACAAUUUAUUCUGCAUCAUGGGAUCACUCAAUCAGAAGAUGGGAUGUUGAAACUGGCAAAGAUUCGCUAAACAUGUUUUGUGGGAAGGUCAUCAACUGCCUUGAUGUUGGAGGUGAAAGUUCUGCCCUUAUUGCUGCUGGUGGCUCUGAUCCUAUCCUAAGAAUAUGGGAUCCCCGCAAACCAGGAACUUUGGCUCCUAUUUUUCAGUUCUCAUCUCACACUUCCUGGAUAUCAGCUUGCAAGUGGCACGAUAAGUCAUGGUUUCAUUUGGUUUCUGCAUCCUAUGAUGGAAAAGUUAUGUUAUGGGAUCUAAGAACUGCGUGGCCACUGGCAGUCAUUGAUUUACACAAGGACAAGGUAUUAUGUGCUGACUGGUGGAAAGGUGAUAGUGUGAUCAGUGGUGGGGCCGACUCGAAGCUUUGCAUUUCAUCUGAAAUUUCUGUGCGGUGACGUAGAGACAUAUAAUCUAAGAAAGAAGUGCCGCAGUUGUUCUUCAGAAUGGAAAGACGGAACAAACCAAUACCAGUGGAUGAUUGAGAUUGCAUGGAGCAUCCCUUUUUACUAUCCAUUUCAACUAGAAGUGAUGGCAGCAUGGGCGGAGCUAUGCAUAAAGUAGUGGGUUCAAUUGAACUCACUGAACUUUGAUUUUUAUUAUUUUUUUUCAAGAAUUAUGUAGUAUUAUAUAAAGAUUUUAGAUGUUUUGAUAAAUUGACACCAUUAGAAUUGUUCAAAAAACUAGAUUUAUUAACCCAAAAAAAAUGUUUAAAAAAAUAAUUAAUUUUGUACUUAUCAUA